GUGACUCCUGUCCGUGGGCGUUGCGUGAUUGUAAAUUUCUCCCACUAGUUCCUGGUUCACCCCCACUACCUUGCCUCUUCUCUUCGUCGCCCCUUCUUGUUCUUCCCUUUCCCCGCUUCGUGGGAAUCGCUCCAUGGAUUGGGUUUGCCGGAUGGUUCUGCCCUAAUUUGGAUCUGGAUCUCGUUUCGGAGCUCUGUCUCAGCUUGCGAGAGCUCGUCGUCCGAUGUGUUUCUAGAGUUGCAGACGAGUUAGGGUUUUGGAGCGAGAGCGGGAGCCAAAUUGAGUGAUUUCGGCCGUUGAUUUGUUUAAUUGGUUGCGUGAUUUGGAGGUUAUCACCCUUUAGGAUGGCCUGAGAAAGAGCGAUACAGAGAGAGAAGAGAGUGGUGGAAAGGUCUAUUUGGUUAUGGGAAGCAGCGAGAACGACACGCCGUCCAAGGCACCGAAGGCAUCAGCGUCGCAGGAGCAACCACCGGCCACGAACUCUAGUCCCACCACCACGGUGUACCCUGACUGGUCAGGAUUUCAGGCAUACUCACCGAUUCCGCCGCAUGGGUUCUUUCAUUCUCCUGUUGCAUCGAGUCCCCAAGCUCAUCCUUACAUGUGGGGAGCUCAGCAUCUUAUGCCGCCAUAUGGGACACCACCAUCUCCAUACGUUAUGUAUCCUCAUGCAGGGUUGUAUGCUCAUCCAUCUAUUCCACCGGGUGCACAUCCAUUCAGUCCUUAUGCUGUUCCUUCAACAAAUGGCAAUUCUGAAGCAUCUGGGGCUGUGUCUGGUGGAAUGGAAGGGGAUGGUAAGUCAUCUGAAGGGAAGGAAAGGAGUCCGAUCAAGAGAUCAAAGGGAAGUCUGGGAAGUUUGAACAUGAUCACGGGAAAGAACAACAAUGAUCUGGGUAAAACAUCAAGAGCAGUCAAUGGAGUCUUCUCGCAAAGCAGUGAAAGUGGAAGUGAAGGUUCAAGUGAUGGAAGCGAUGACAAUUCUCAGAAUGACUCACAACAAAAGAUGUGUGGUGGACAGGAUUCUUUUGAUGCAGAGGCAUCCCAAAAUGGUACCACCACAUGUGGUUCUCAAAAUGGAGUAGCUCGUGCACCAACACAGGUAACAUCAAGUCAAACCAUUCCAAUAAUGCCUAUGCCAGUAGCUGGUGUACCUGGAGGGGUUGCUGGUCCCACCACAAACUUAAAUAUUGGGAUGGACUACUGGAACACAUCAACCCCAUCACCCAUGCCUCCAAUUCGUGGGAAGGCCCCUGCAGCUACAGGUGCAGGAGCUAUGGUUCCUGGUGGGCUUUCUGGAUCUCGUGAGAAUGCUCCAUCAGAGCUUUGGAUGCAGGAUGAAAGAGAACUCAAAAGGCAGAGAAGAAAGCAAUCAAACAGGGAAUCUGCACGUCGAUCCAGGUUGCGCAAACAGGCAGAGUGUGAAGAACUUGCACGGCGUGUUGAGGCUUUGAAAGAGGAAAAUAUCGCCCUUAGAGCAGAAGUAGACAGGAUCAAGAAGGACCAUGAGCAAGUUCUUGCUCAAAAUACCUCUCUAAAGGAGAAGCUUGGAGAAACCACCAAAGGAUCAGAAGAUGCAAGACUUGAUAAGAACAGCCAACAUUCUGUAGAUGACACUCAAAAGCACUCGGAUUCUAUUGUGAAGGCAGGACAAGCAGAUACUGCACCGAAUGGUUGCUAGGACCACAACUGCUUCAGACCAUUUUCCGGAUCGUAACUCUUACUAAAAUUUGACCAUGCCCACAUUACGUAGUAUUUUUUAUUGAAGGUUAAAGGUUGAUGCAGUAUAUUACUAUUAGAUAGUCAUGUUUUCAAUGCUGACCUCUCUAAGCAUGGUUCCUGUUAUUAUUUUGCCUUGACUGAUCUUUUAACAGUCAAGUCAAGCAGGAUGUGUUGGAAUCAAGUCUGGUCCUUGUCUUUUUAAAGGAUGGCUAGUGACCUUUUUGCUCCAUAUCUACCCUUUGUUUUAUGGUUCAAUGCAAUGUAUAAUUAGUGAGACUUAAUUAUGGACUGCUUUGUAAUAGAAGUAUAGACAGAUUUGUUAACGUAGUUUAUGUAUACACUGCCGAAUAAUAGAACUGUGAUCAAGUUGUGAUUUGCUAGUCCUUGUUGGUUUAAUGGUGCUUUAAAUGUGUACCAGAACAUGAAGACAUCUGAAACAUACGAUAUGAUAUGAUAUGCUUUUUUUUUUUAAAAAAAAGGGUAAUUCUGUCUUUGAAAUAGAUUUACUACAUGCAAUUUUGAAGCCUUCCAUGAAUGAAAAGGCAUAAAUUCCUUGGGUGACUUUUGGACUCUGAAUCAGCCUGUAUUGGAUGAUUAUUCCAAUCCUGAAAUUGUUCGGGUAUCCAGGUUACUGGAGGAAUUUUGCAAAAAAUUCAGAUCUUGCAAGUUGAGAUCUGACAAUAUUGCAAACUUAAUAGUUUAUCUAUUUUGUUCUGAUUUGAUUGAAGAAACAGAAACUUUGAAUAGAAAGAACAAACCAAUUGUCAGUGAUCUUGGGAGAGGCAGAUGCUGUUGCAUUGGAAAUUGCUUUGUUGAGCCCAGCACUUGUCAGGCACCCAAGAGCAUGGAUGAUACAAACAGGACACAUUGAUUGAGUGCAGGAGCCCUGAUGUUAUGCUUAAAAUCCUCUGGAAGGUAGACCACAAGAACCAUGUAUCAUGGAUCUUAUGAUAUUACAAUUGGAGUGGUAAUGGAUUCAUGGAACCUGCAGUAGGUGCGUAAAAAAUGAGCCAGAGAUUGUGCAAUGGUUUGUCUGCUGCAGCUGGUGGACUUGCAUGGGAACAAGUGAUUGUAGUGGUUCUGUCUAGGUGAGCAGGUGACAUCGUCUCCAGAUCUCCACUUAUAGUCUUUUACCAUGACAGCUGGUUGAGGACCCAGCCCCUUGCUUCUCCUGCACAACAUAAAUAUUGAUUUUAGAAGAGAUGGCUGAGAGGCUGAGCUGAUAUUCUAGGAGCCCUUAUUAGCAAGGCUAAUAUCAGGUACACAACCAUGGUGGACCUUAUCAAACGCCAUCUCCCUGUUUCAAUUGUGCUAGUUCUCCAAUGUUGUCAGGUUACUUGUAUGUUAAAUGAUGGCUUCACACUGAUGCUUUAACAGCUAGGUUCAUGCCUCUGCAUAAUUUGUUAUUUUGUCAGCAAGGUUGUAUGAGUGGCCUAGCAAGUUGUGAUGGUUCAAAAUGUAAAAUAAACCAUCCAAUUUAUUUUCCUUAUAAUGUAUCAUUGAUGUUAAAUUAUUAUUUCGAAGGUAUAAUGAAGCACACGUUAUUUUUA
Messenger RNA from Elaeis guineensis (African oil palm), 3266 nucleotides. The record is from RefSeq and is a predicted model, not a curated record. Lineage: Eukaryota; Viridiplantae; Streptophyta; Magnoliopsida; Arecales; Arecaceae.